This is a messenger RNA of Zychaea mexicana, 2870 nucleotides long. RefSeq lists its product as uncharacterized. The transcript is spliced from 11 exons. Gene Ontology annotation, cellular component: protein phosphatase type 2A complex. NCBI's taxonomy places the organism in Eukaryota, Fungi, Mucoromycota, Mucoromycetes, Mucorales, Lichtheimiaceae. The record is from RefSeq and is a predicted model, not a curated record. Gene Ontology annotation, molecular function: calcium ion binding; protein phosphatase regulator activity. Gene Ontology annotation, biological process: protein dephosphorylation. The coding region runs from base 277 to 2634 and encodes 785 amino acids.
CUCUCUCUCUCUCUCUCUCUCUCUCUCUCUCUCUCUCUCUUUCUCUCUCCCUUUUCUUUACGUUUCUAUUCCCUUACUCUCUCUCUUUUUUUUUACCCUGAGCUCAGUCAGUCAGUCACUCAGUCAGGGAGCAAAGAUCCGACAUCUAAAUCAACGACUCACAGCAGAAAAAGACCGUCCGUCGCACUUGAAGUCUACUACUACUACUACUACCACUACCAACCCUUUCUACUUGUACACAUCCCAAAAAACCGGUUUACAGCUCCUGGUCUAGGCAUGCAAAGCAUUACUCGUCCUACUACACCCUCCGUGGUUGUCACUCCGCCAGAUCUGGACACGCCUAACAACGUGGUGGUAUCCGUGAUAACAGCCAACAACAAGAGUGACAACACACGCGUCACCAGCGACGAUGAUGAUAUGGAUGACGAUUCCACUGUAGCAAAGUCUGUCUCUACUGUGGUCGUCGUUAAAACUGAUCCUGCACGACGACCAUCAUCUAAAAAUAACAAUAACAACAAUACAUCAGCAGCAGCAGCAUCAUCCUCAUCCUCAUCUAAUAACAACAACAAUAACAAUAGUAGCAGUAGUAGUAGUAGUAAUGAUUCUACCACUGCUGCUACCGUUUCAUUUCGAUACCCAUCCAAUACUGCAUUCACUACUACCAACAACACUCGAAAAGCCAUCCCACAGUUCUUUUUUCCUCAUGGCAAACCAAUAGCUUCUGAAGAACGAGACCGCAAAAACCGCAAAAUCAUGGCCAUCGUUCGCCACCUCUAUGGCGCCCAAUCCUGCUUGUUGGAAUCCCAUUUUGUGGCAAUCACCAGGACGUGUGGUUUGCCACGCUACAUGAAUAUUGCUCUGUUCCGAAGAAUCGACUCUAUGCACCAACGCGAUGAGCGAAUCACGCUGGAGCAAUUUGCACAUGGCUGGACCGAAUUAUCGCGGGAUCGAUACGACGAUGAAUCACUCUUUUUCAAUAUUCUGAGGAAACCGGGCUGUGCCUGGUUAUUACCAGAAGACUUUCUACCCGUGAUGGAGGAUAUUGUGCUUCAUCAUCCAGGAUUACGAUUUCUAGCUGAUAAUCCCAUGUUCCAAGAACGCUACAUUGAAACUGUGAUUUGUCGAUUAUACUAUGAAGCACGGUGUCCAAGCGGCAAAAUGACGCUGGCACAAUUCCGACGCAGUGACUUUGCGCACAUGAUCCAUACGCUCGGACCCAAUGUGGAUCUCAAUAGCACCCGUGAUUGCUUCUCGUACAAGCACUUUUAUGUACUCUACUGCAAAUUCUGGUCCCUCGACGACGAUCAUGACUUGAUCAUUUCGGAAGCCAACCUGGCCAAAUACAAUCAGGCCGCACUGACCCCGCGUGUAGUUCAUCGCAUCAUGCAGUGUGGCCGUAUUGCCGCGUUUGCUCGGGAUCAAAGCGGUGGGGCCGUGUGGGGUGAUGCCCCCACGUUGACCUAUCUUGAUUAUAUCUGGUUUCUAUUGUCAGAGGUUGACAAGAGCACUCCGAUGGCGAUCGAAUACUGGUUCCGAUGUAUGGAUACCGAUGGCGAUGGUGUGCUAUCUAGUUAUGAAUUGGCUCAGUUCUGGCAGGAGCAAGAAGCUAGACAACGGUUCUAUGGAGUGGCAGACGACGAUCAAAUUCAGUUUCAAAAUAUUCUCUGCCAAAUGAACGACCUGAUCCAACCUCAGGUACCCGGCCAAUUUAGGCUCCAUGACCUGAAACGAAACGGCUACCUUGCCGAACGUUUCUUUGACACCUUUUGCAAUUUUGAUCGCUUCCAGAUCCAUGAGUCCUACCAGGGAUCCAUCCGUGCCAAGCGGAAACAAGAGCAAGAUAAACGACGCCAACAACAGCAUUUAAUGGAAACUGGCAAUGGUUCAGAUGCAGCAGCAUCGUGUUCCUCUGUUGUUGAAGAUGAAAUUGCUGUUUUGGACGACAGUCUCGGCUAUUUCAUGAUUAGCGACUGGUGUGAAUACGCCGAAGCAGAAUAUCAGCAGUUAUUAUUAAGCGAGCGAAACGAUGUUGUUUGGGACGAUGACGAUGAUGAUGAUGAUGAUGAUGAAGACGAGGACGAAGAAGAAGAAGAUGUUGGCUAUCUCGGUGAAGAAGAUGACGAAGAUGAAGAAGCAGUAGUGUCCUCAGAAGAGGAGAGUUUGUCUCCUGCAGUGGCUGCUAUUGCUGCUGUGGUCAUGUCAACUGUGUCAGAAGCCGAGAAAGAGCGAAUCGUUUCCAAAGCAGUAGUACACGAUGAAGGUGAUGAAGGCAACAAGGACGAAGAGGAGGAGGAUGAUGAUGAUGCAGUGAACCCUGGAGAAUCAAGCGGUACAAGUGACCAUGAUAGCGACACAAGCGCCCCGACGACGCCCACCAAGGAUCCGACACCUGCGCCACCGAGUUGGUCGACUGCAGUGGCCAAUACGACUACAGCAACAACGACGGCAGCGACCACAGAAGCUGUGGUUCAUGUCAAACACAACGACGUGCAUCGUCAUCACCACCAGCCUUGGCUCUGGCAGCCCCACGGUGAAGACGAGCAUGACGAUGAUGAAGAAGAAGAACGUGAAGACCGAGCAGCCGAGUGGAUAUGGUGGCUUUCCAGACAGAGGUUAUCCGAGCCAUCCUCAUAGAAAAUGUUCGCAUGGUCCUCAGACUACAUUUGUUUUUAUUUUAUUUUUUUGAGCAGCUUCCCCCUUUUUUCUACAUUCUAGUAAUCUAUUAUACCUUUUUUUUCUUGUUUGUUAAUGUUGUUUAAUUUUUGUCAUUUCCAAGUAGUUUUACCCUCUCUCUACCCGAGUAAAGAUAAACGUGGACUCUUUCUCUUCAGUGAUACCACCACUCAAUUCCAUGUAUAACCCUUGAAAAG